Messenger RNA from Seminavis robusta, 1183 nucleotides. The record is from the annotation of a GenBank genome assembly. NCBI's taxonomy places the organism in Eukaryota, Bacillariophyta, Bacillariophyceae, Naviculales, Naviculaceae.
CUCAUUUCUAAAGCAACAUUUCUUGCCAUGGGAUCGAUGCUGGAAACAUAAUAAUCCCGUCAUCCACCGUCUUGUCCUUCUUGACUUCUCUGUUGGAAUUCAUUCUCUAGUAGACAAACUGUAUUGAAACAUUCAUAUCAACAGAACAACAACAGCAACAACAUGCCUUCUGCUAGUGACCAUGCCAGUAAAGUCUUGAUCUUCGAUUGGGACGAUACCAUCUGCCCCUCCACAUUUGUAGACAGCUAUCAAAUCGAACACAUCAGUGAGCUGCCGCUGGACGUUCAAGAAUUGUUCCACGAAGUGGCUCGAUGCGCCGAGAAGUGCAUGAAAGAAGCUGAGAAGUACGGAGAGGUGAUUGUGAUUACCAACUCAGAUGAGGGCUGGGUCAAGUACUCUGCUGAGCGCUUUGUGCCACGGCUGCUUCCCAUCCUGGAGAACUACAAAGUCAUCUCGGCUAGAACUCGGUACGAGCGGUUUUACCCUCAGUCUUCCCUCUGCUGGAAAGCCGCUGCGUUUGCCCAUGAAGUGAACGAAUUAUUUGAAAUGAAGGGGGCAUACUCGGAUAGUGCAUCCGACAAGUCCUACGACAGUCUGGAACUGACCGAUGUCUCGACGGCCUCGGAGGAGUCUCUCGCACACAGUAAACAUGCGGGCUUUUCCUGGCGUCGACCAUCGCGGCGUGAGAUUGUUUCCUUUGGGGAUGGGAUGGAAGAACGGACCGCUGUGCGGAUUGUGGCAGAACAGCUCACCGCCAUUCCCAAGAGUGUCAUGUUUUUGCACAAUCCCACGCCUAUCCAGAUUAUUGGGCAGCUUAUUAUGCUGACCAACCAUAUGAAGUAUGUCUGCCGUCACGAGACGAGCCUAGAUCUUGAGAUUAGCUCGGAUCAGGCAGAGAGUUGUGCCGAGCGCUACUUCAAACGGCACAACAUUCACUUUGACACUGAGUACAUUGGGGCCACGCCAUCGGGGGGACACUUAGUGGUCGAUAGAAUACCGGUAGAUACUACGACCGCUGACAGUGAACAGCACGCUAAUGGGGUUGCUGUGUCAGUGUCGCUAUAGCUGGGUUGCGAAAAUACUUUCACAACAAAACACAAGACCACAAGGCAAUCAAGCUUCUUGCACCUAGAUUGCAUUUUGACAGAAGUAAAACUACUAUAGUAUUGGCAUAUUGACGCAU